AUGCAGAAGGAUUUACUUUGCAAUACCUCAAACACAAUACAAAGUUUGUCAAAUCCGAAUUUGCAAAAGGAUAACUUCCCUAAUGUCAACAGUAACAUAAUUUACAACACAGUUCAAUACUCAGCGUUUUUAAGCGUAAACGAAUCAUCCACACUUAUACUAACUUGUAGUUAUGAAUCCUUCCCGCCUGCAACAGGUAUACAAUGGAAAAAACAAAAAGACGAUAUUAACCAGCCGUUGUCAGACAGAGCCACUGGUGGCAAUUUGUAUGACCCAAACAUCACUUUCACAUCGGUACAAAAAUCUGACGAAGGAAAUUAUACGUGCUUUGUCACAAAUGCUGUAGGUACACGUCCUGGAAACUCAGUAUUUAUACAAGUCAAUGAAUCUAUGUGUCCAUGUCUCUGUUCAUUCAAGGAAAAGUUAGAGUUUUGGAAGAAUAAAAAUUUCACUAAGGAAGAAAUGUUAGAAUAUAUGGAACCUUUCUUGAAACAAGCCCUUGAGGCAAUGAAGCUUGAACAGAAAACAUUGUCCAAAAACAUCCGCAAGCGUACAAGUGCGAGGGAUGGCAGGAAAUCUUCCCAACAGAUUGGAAUUGUGGGUAUAGUUUUCAUUGUUGCUACGUUCGGAGGGAUAAUUGUUUUCGAUAUCAUUGCCAUCAAAAGAUAUGUGCAAAAUAUCAGAGGAGCGUUUAAUAGAGUUUAGAUAAUUCAAUCUUCAAUUUCCGCAAUAUUGGCUUAAAUUUUCUAAGUAGAAAUGUUUGGUAUACACACCUCUUUAGGUUUGAGGGUACAUACAGGAAACGGAAAUAGUAUAAACUAACAAUCAAUUACUGAACAUUAAAAAUAUUUUUUUUUAAUUUUUUUUUAAGAAUUAUUUUUUGGAACUCAGUAAUUAACUCUGGAGGCAGAUGUGAUAUAUUAUUAUAUUUGCAUUAACAAAUUAAAUUGUUAUUUAGAUUUUGACAAAAGCUUGUGAUAUAAAAUACUGUUUCUCCUUACUGAAAUAUUGUUGCAGGUUUUUGGCAACUAUAGCAAUAUUUUCAUGAUGAUAAAUUUUAAUUAUCAUUUAAACGUUUCAUUUAUCAUAAUUUGCCUGAGGUAGGCAUAAAAAUGGAUUUUAAAAUGACAUGAAAUUCAUCUUCUACAAGAGAUUGUGUUUUGGAGAUGUCCUCUCAUGAACUUCUUUUCGUUCAUACCUUUUUAAAUUUGCUUACUACUAGUUCAAUACAUUUAUCUCAAAAUCACAGUAUCGCUCAUAGUUAUAUAUUUUUAACAUCCCCAUAACUCUAAAGCUUUAAUUCUUUAUUCUGGUAUUACAAUCUCGUAAAGAUCAGAUUCUAAAAACAUUUCCCCUGUCUUUCCAUUACUAAAUACCUUGCUGAAUGUAAUAAAACAUUUGUCUUAAAUUGUUAAACGCAAGGUGGAUUCCAGCCCAUAUCACCAGCAAUGUUAUCAUUUGGCUUAUAGUUACCACUCCCAUGAAAAAUCUAAUGGCCCCCGUAUUGGCUGCAUUUUCAUAAAAGACCCUG
Molecule: messenger RNA, 1531 nt
Organism: Mytilus californianus (California mussel)
Lineage: Eukaryota; Metazoa; Mollusca; Bivalvia; Mytilida; Mytilidae
Exons: 4
Coding region: 1-705 (234 amino acids)
Source: RefSeq, a predicted model, not a curated record